Messenger RNA from Miscanthus lutarioriparius, 1875 nucleotides. The record is from the annotation of a GenBank genome assembly. NCBI's taxonomy places the organism in Eukaryota, Viridiplantae, Streptophyta, Magnoliopsida, Poales, Poaceae.
AUGGGGCGACCGAGCCCAAGCGGCAAACGGCGCGAGGGUGACUCGGGCUUGGUAUGGGACGCCGUGCGGGGCCGUCUGCAGACCGAGUUUGCCGACAUCCCGGCAGUGGAGGCGGGCGCGGGCGCGGUCGCGGUCGCUGAGUCGAAGCGCGGCCACCUCGCCCUCGAUUACACCUGCAUGAAGUGGGUACAGCUUUCCAGCAAGAAGAAGAGGAAGGCUGGGAGCUCACUGAUUGUGCUUGGUACAGGCAGUGGGGAUGUGCUGGCACUUGAUGUCGCUGCGGGCGAUUGGAAGUGGAAGGUCAGCGAUUGCCACCCUGGGGGCGUGACGGCUGUAGCGUACUCAAAACAUGGGCGGAGUGUGUACACGGCAGGCGCUGAUGGCAUGGUCUGUAGGAUUGAUGCCUCUGAUGGGGCUGUUGUCGGGAAAUUUAAAUCUUCUUCAAAGGCAAUAUCUGCAUUAGCUGUGUCAUCAGAUGGAAAUGUGUUAGCAACAGCAGCUGGCCAGUUGAGGACCUUUGACACUUCCAGCAACAAAAAGAUUAAAAAAUUCUCUGGACAUCCAGUUGCUGUGAGGAGCAUGGUUUUUAGCAAUGAUAGCCAGUAUGUUUUGUCAUCUGGAGUUGGGGAACGCUAUAUUGCCAUUUGGAAGCUGGGCAGUGGGAAAACCCAGAGCACAAACUGUAUCCUGUCGAUGGAGCACCCAGCAAUAUUUGUGGACUGUAAAUGUUCAGACGAAGGAGAAAUACACAUUUUGGCUAUUUCUGAGAUUGGUGUCUGCUAUUUCUGGUCUGCAAAUGAUGUGGAUGACCUGCGUAAUAAGAACCCGACCAAGAUCGUAUUGUCUGAAUCAUCUGUGUCAACAGUUCAUCAGGCAUUCUCGAUAUUUGCCGCAAAACUUCAAGGAGUGGAUGGACCUAAUUCUGCCCAUGUCCUACUGGCUUAUGGGUCUGUAGUGAAACCAUCUUUUGAUAAACUUUUGGUUUGUUAUGGUAUGGAUAUUAAUUUGGGCAUUUCUCAAGAUGGUGUUCUCUUGCCAAAUACUCAAACCACCAUGACAAAGAAAGGCCAAUCUGUGAAAAAGCAAGAAAUUGUAACUGCUCUAGACCGAGCCAAUGCUGAAGAUGCUAUCCUUCCUCUUCCAAGGCUCCAUACACAGGAAAAGAAAAGGAAACAUGGUGUAACAAAACCCAGUGAUGACGUGGAGCCUGAGAUUCAUAGUGACCUCACCACUACAAGAUCUAUUCAUAAAAGAGUUCCUGUGCAAAGAACCGAAGAUGACAGCAUAUGCAUCGAGGAUAUGAUGAGGGAGUGUGGCAUUAUUGACACUAGAGUAGAUGAGAGCAUGAAGGGCCAUCCUGGCAUUCCCUCUGAUAUUUUGUCCGAUCUGUUUGGUGAUGGCAGCAUAAAAUUCAAUGCUAAUUUACCCAGGAAGAAGAUUCGAGGUCAUCUAAGAUCAUUGAAACCUGGAGAUGCUUGCAAACUUCUUGAGAAUUUAGUAUCUGCAUGGAUAACAAGAUCUGGUAUCACAGAAGUUGUAUUGCGCUGGAUAUACUGCCUGUUAGUCAUUCAUGGCCGUUUUAUUCCCUCUGAGGAAUCAACAAAAGUAAUUAGCAACCUGCACAAGAUGUGUGCAGAGAGAUACAAAGCUACUGAAGAUUUGCUGAAGCUUUCUGGCCGGCUUCGGUUAAUAAUGGCUCAGGUCGACAAGGCUGCUAGUAACAUGUCUGAGCCGACAUCAGAGGAGAUGCAGGAUGCUGCUUUCCAGUCUGACGAAGAGGAGGAUGAAGAUGUUGAUGAAACAGUGUUUGGUCAAGAUUCAGAUUCGUCACAAAACAGCGAUGAUGAUGAUGAUGAUGAUGAUGAUGCUAAGUAG